Molecule: messenger RNA, 2643 nt
Organism: Rhineura floridana
Lineage: Eukaryota; Metazoa; Chordata; Lepidosauria; Squamata; Rhineuridae
Gene: LRTM1
Product: leucine rich repeats and transmembrane domains 1
Exons: 3
Coding region: 448-1056 (202 amino acids)
Cellular component (GO): extracellular matrix
Molecular function (GO): protein binding
Source: RefSeq, a predicted model, not a curated record
GACAAAGCAUGGCUACCAAUCCAACAGAAAUCAAGAACUACAUUGGAUUUUAAAAGUCAGCUUUUUUUCAUCCUUGGAUUUGAGGUAGAUUAAAUAAUUGAAAAGGCUAGGCUAUUAGGUCAUGAUUUUUAUGUUACAGCUGUCCAGCAUAAGUUGACAGACACUCUGCAAGGCCUGUUGACUGAAUAAGAGAGGCAUAGAAAAUCUCUGUGGAUAGAAGAACAACAGUCAAUGAAAUCUGAAAAGGAACAUGAUAGAAUGAAAAAAAUAGCCGGCAUUUGUAAAGCUGCAAUUAGCAGAGGUCCUAUGGCAGCUACAAUUGUAUUUUCUGAAUAAAUGCAAUAAUGUAUGUGUGGUAGUGGGCUUAACUGCUACAGCAACUUUGAGAGGGUUAUUGCUUCACAUAAAAAUUGAACAGCCUUCUGCAAGCUUGACAAGUGAACAACUAUGAAAGGUUCAUUGCUUUUGAUUUCAAGUGUUAUCAUACUAUCAGACAUGGUGAAUGGCUGUCCCCAAAACUGUCUGUGUCAUCAUUUUUCAAUGACAGUGGACUGCAGGAAUCGAGGACUUGUUGAAGUACCUUCACACUUACCUGCUGAAACUCAAAUACUACUUUUGUCAAAUAAUCACAUUCAGAAAAUCAGUCAAGGUGCUUUCACUGAUACUCUGGUCCUCAAAAUUUUGGAUUUAUCCAAUAAUUCUAUCUCAGGUCUGUUGCCUAGCACAUUCAAAGGACUGCAACAUCUACAGAUUCUAAAUCUAACUAAGAACUUCAUUGAAUAUGUAGACAACAAUACUUUUCGUUCACUUCCACGUCUAAAAGAGCUAGAUUUAUCUUUCAACAAUAUAUUAAGUAUGCCUGGAACUCUAGGAAAUAACACAGGGAACAUAACUUUAUUGUCUAUGAAACAUAAUAAACUUCAGAAAGUAGACAGACUUCUGCUGGAAUCUCUCCCAAACCUGAAAGUUGUUCUUUUGAAGAAUAACUUCUGGCAGUGCAAUUGUCAACUCUUUGGUUUUAAAUUAUGGCUGGAAAGUUUUUUAUAUAGAGACUGAAAGUCACUCUCUGAGUGAUCGAAGACAUGUGUGAUAUCAUUUUGUCCCUGGAAAAAGAAACUACAACUCUAGAAACCAACAUAAAAUUGAUCCAACGAAUUUCUCUCUGUGUUAUCUAUACUUACAACUGUAUAAAUGGAAUGUGCAGUCAAAGAAAGUUCCCUUUCCUAUCCCACAACUGUCUCUCUCUCCCCUACUCCAAGCCCAUUCCUGCUGUGUUCCUCUUCCUUAGCCGUUAUGUCUUCUGGGACCCUACCCCUUAAGCACUCCUAUCUCCUGGCCCACCUUCCCACAGAAACUUCCCUCUCUGCUUCUUGAGCUCUUUGACUUUGCCCUCACUUCCCAUCAACAGUGUGGAAGCUUUUCCCACCAUUCCCAGUCAGACCUCUCACUUUCUCCACAGAAACUGCAUUUUCUUUUGCAUAUUGUCACUCAGAUAAGGCUAACUCUCAUAGUGGAAAACAUCUGAUAAUUCUCUCAUUGAAAUCUGACCUAAUUUGCUUUUUGCUCUGAUCAACAUCUAUUUAGCCAUGGUUUCCAAAACACUGUUACUGUAUGAUGGCCAUUUUAACUUCCCCCAUGCUGGUUUUAAUCACAUGAAGAACAGAUUGUGUGUGGCUUCUGGCCAAUAGGAAUAAAGAAGCGAGACACAAGUGAUGGGUGUGGGAAGCUAAUGUAAACCUCAACCUUGGGUGAGCUGAACCUUGCCCAUUCCAAGGGGCAUGAUUAGGCAUAGCCAAAGCCAUGGCCCCACCAUGAAGGGAGUAGGGAGCCUCAAGAAUGCUAUAUAUACAGACUAAGGACCCUAUAGCAGCUGGCCUCCUGUCACCUUCAAAGGUGCCUAAAGGGUGCUCACUUGUUCACUUAAUAUUAACCUUUCCUGCCAAACCAUGUGACCAAAUUAACCAUGUAACUAAAUCAAUCUAUUUAACUGCACCCAUCCCUAGAUCUGUACAGCCUCCAGCUUCCAGUACAGAGUAGGUGAAUGCACCUGCCCAGCUUGGUCAAUUUGCGGGCAGGAAAAACAAAUCCUACUCAGCCCCAAAGCAACUGGAAAUCCUGCACUAGAACAGAGGAUAGGCUGGGCAAGUGCAAAAAAAGUGGUCCAAAGAGGCCCAUGGGGGGCAGCCAAAACCUAUAAAUCCUGCAGCCAUGCAUCACAAAUGUAGGCAUUGACUGAGUGAACACACCAAGCAUCCCCCAUCUCUCCUCCCUUCCUGGCCAGCCGUAAUAACACUCCCACACUCAGGAUUGCAUGCCUGGAGGAAGUGGAAUUAUGUGAAAUGUAAACAGGAUUUUUUUGUUUUAAGCUGGACAAACAGCUUCUGCGAGCACACUAGUGACUGUUCUGUAGGACACCCCCUCCCCUGAUUUCUCAGAGUAACUUUUCAGGGUGGGCAACACUGUUCAUUCAAACCUUCCAAUGGGUCUGGAGAACUAAGUGUGGACAGCAAUGGUAGGAUUGAUGUGAGUGAUGUGAUGUUUGGGUUGUUUCAUUUAUGACAUAUUCCUACUACUUGUUUUCCGUGGUUGGGCUGUUGGACUAUAGCAUUUAUAAAGGAAAGGAAAGCUUAAGUUUAAUGAACA